Molecule: messenger RNA, 5345 nt
Organism: Anopheles nili
Lineage: Eukaryota; Metazoa; Arthropoda; Insecta; Diptera; Culicidae
Product: inactive rhomboid protein 1-like
Exons: 7
Coding region: 1-5328 (1775 amino acids)
Biological process (GO): regulation of epidermal growth factor receptor signaling pathway; regulation of protein secretion
Cellular component (GO): endoplasmic reticulum membrane
Molecular function (GO): serine-type endopeptidase activity
Source: RefSeq, a predicted model, not a curated record
AUGGAGGACGGCACGGAGUACGGCCAUGGUGGGCUGCAGCAUCACGUGCCCUCCCACGCUUCGCACCUGCCGAAGGAGCUGACGCAUCAACACCAGCAACACCAGCAACACCAGCAACAUCAGCAACAGCUCCAUCACAACGGCCAGCCCCAGGGUCCGGUUCAUGUACGCGCUCACGCACAUCAACCCCUGCAGCAGUCCCAUCACGCGAAGCUGCUGCAACAUCAAUCCCCCUCCCCGCAACCGUUGCACCUGCCCAGCUCUCCGGCCUGGUACGCCGGAACAUCCUCCGGUGGGACACUUCGUGGGGCGAGUUCUGGCCGGCGAGCAUCUUACGGACACACCCAUUAUGGCUUCCCACAACCCCAACAACAACUCCAGCCCCAGCAGCAGCAACAGCAGCAAUCCCAACAACAACAAUCCCAACAGCAACAUCUCGGCAACUACCACGAGCUAGCGGAUGCGGUGUCAAUCGGAAGUGGCCACUCGGCGCAGCGUUACAUCGAACAUUCGAUGCCACCAACGCACCAACGUGGGCCACUGAUCGAACGUGGAACCAGCGAUGGGUUGAGUCGAGCUGCAGGACCUCCUCCGGGUGGGUUGUUGAUCGAUCGGCAACAUGGCGGCGGUGCUACAGACCGGUUCGGGACGCUCGAUGAUCCACUGGCCAGCAGCUGUCUGCAACCUCCAUCACCGGCACCGAGCAAUGACCACUACGUGAUGGGACUUCCGGCUCCGGGACCGGCCCCGUCCAGUCAUCACUACACCGACCGGCAUUACGGUACGAUCCAGCGACGAACGGCGAGUCCUUCGAACGUCAGGUACCGGCACAGCCUCACGGACACCUACCGGGACAUAUCGCCCCAGUGUGAUCGGUACAUCCCCCCACCGGCGCACUUCCUCGGUGGUGACACCUACGGUUAUCUCGGUUCGAACGUGCACACACCCAUCAAGCGGUACGUGCCGACACCGCCUCCACAGGAUCCACCCUAUCCGUCCCUUGGUGGGCCGGGUGGUGGCUCCUCCACCGCCAAAACGCAAGCCCUCAUGAGUGCCCUGCUCGGGCAGGGUGUCCCGUUGGGAAAUGCACCCCCACCCGCUAGCCAACGCGCCCCAUCAUCAUCAUCAUCAUCCCAUCACGCCCACGUGCAACAGUACGCCUACGCCACCAGCACGCUACCGUACGGGUUCCGAGUGAAGGGUGCCACCGGAGGCAACGUAGGCUCCGGUUUGACCGACCCCAUCACCGCCAACGCCACCGCCACCUCCAGCACCACCAUAUCGCCACCGAAGGGUUUCGAAACGCCCGACCAUUACGGUGGCAACAGCGCCAUCAAUACACCGCCAGCCCGUGUUCGACCCCCCAAGUGCCCGUCGUCUUCCACCGGUGGGGAGCGGGGGGGAAGUGUGCCAUCCCACAGUACCGCCACGUUACCUCACGGUACGAGCGGACACGUGUCUCGCAGCAGCAGCCGACACUCGCAAAGCUCCACCGCUGGGUCUUCCACCGGUGGUGUUUAUCGGAUGGCAAGGACCUCGAGUGCGGAGUUUUUGGAUCAACCCCGGGGUGGUAGCUACCGUGUGUCCACACCGGUGAGCGUUAUGAGCGAACCGAACGGUUCGACCGGUGGUAGUGCGUCCUGUUUGCAUUGCAACACGUUGCGCAGGACGACGGGCGUACACCAGACGACGCAAACGACGGGCCCGAUUAGUCCGCAAGCGGGCACGCAACCGGAACCAACAGGAUGUCACUCGGUUCCGGUUAGUCCGGGUACGGUCACCUCACCGCAGCAGCUUCCGAAUCCUGGACCACCCACCUCAUCUUCACCACACCCACAGCAACAGGCGCACCUUUUGGCGUUAGCUUCUUACGGCCAAUCGCAGCAGAAUCUCACGCAAGUCCCACCGGGCAUGGUAGUAGCAGCGGCAGCAGCAGCACAAUCACAUUCCCAGACGUACGAAAACCCGGUGACGGGUGAAGCUCCCGAUGGGGCGGCCAUUUCGCGCAAUUCCAGCAAACAUCAGUUCGUGCCAUCCGCUGCUGGUCGUGGUGUUGAGACGGCAUCCAUCGAGAGCCUACUUAGCGCCAGCAGCAGCCGAUCCUUGCUGCAGCAUAACGCGCUGUCACAGCCAUCCUUAUCUCCAGCCCCAGCUGUCACUCAGCAGGCGCCGUCACAGCAACAACAACAACAAACAUCACAACAAAUACCACCGCUACAGCCUACGAGCGUAAGUGCAUCGAUCACGCCAGCCCAUCCACAGCAACCAUCCGCAACAGCACCGCAACAAUCAAUACCACCGCAAUCGCAGUUGGCCAGCCCACAGCAACAACCGCUCGGUCCGGAUCUCGCGCCACAGGUCGCGCCCGUACAGCAACCGGCGAUGCUGGUGCCCGUGCAGCAACAGCAACAACCACUGCCCUCGCCGGCCAUCGCACCGUACGUGUCCGUGGCAGCACACGCCCUGCCACCCCACGCAGGACACGGUUCGUUGAACGAUUCACCGGCAUCAACGCUGCAACGCAGCAGCAACGCGCAGCUUCUGCGCAUCCCCCAAUCGAACCUGUCCUGCAAGCAGCGCGUCAAGGAGUACGUGCGGCGUGAGACGGCCAAAUUCUUCGGCGUACCGGUGCAGGACGAGGAGUACGAACGGACGAAGUGGGACGAUAGGCAGCGCCGGUUCGCCUGCCGCAGGUUUGGCACGUUGCGGGAUGAUCUUGAUCUCGGGCACCCGGUGCUCGGUGGUGGAGUACAUCAUCUACAUCACCAUCACCAUCAUCAUCACCAUCAUCACGGGCAUCAUGCGAACGAGUACGGUCACGGGGUUAACCAUGGAGCGGGUUCACUUCCACCGUCCGAUCGGCCCGAUAUCCUGCCAGCCCAGAGCCAGGACGAACGGGAAACGGAGCUAAGCAGACGACAGCGUGCAAAUCCACACUACGCCUCGGUACAGGACCAGCAGGGUGAUGUGUAUUUGAUCCGUGCCGAACGGAAACCCUCCGUACCGGCCGUUAUCUGCAGUGGGUUAAACUUCCUCGUGCAGAGCGUGACACGCCGACGGCUUCGGACGCACAAACAGUGGUCACGAAGUUUCGCACCCGCGCAUGUUGAGCUGACCGGAUCGGAUGGAUCGGAACAUGGGUGUGAUGGUCUCGCGCCCAUUCACGAUGGUGAGGCAUUCUUUGACACACCGACGGCCGGUGCUGGUGGGGCACCACAGGAUCGAGCACACCAGGCGGCCGGGUUGUUGGCUCACGAACACUCCCGGCAGUUGUUUGUGUCUGACGGAGAUCGAGCGACCGGCAGUGGCAUCAUUAACGGGUGGCGUACGAAGACGUCCGAGUUGCACCAGCAACAGCAAGCUGCUGGACAGGUUCAGGGUGCUGGUCAGCAGGUUCAAGAACCGGGUGCCGGAACCGGUGGUGACAUCUACGGCCAGCGGAUCUCAUCGCACAUCCUUGACGGGGUGUUGGAUAACUCGCUGCGGCCUGUUCGCAACCGGGUGAAGCUGUUGCGGCCCAACCUGCUCGAUGAACGAUACGACUAUCGGCCGUUCUUUACCUACUGGAUCAACACGGUGCAGAUCGUGGUCAUGGUGUUGUCGCUGAUCUGCUACGGGUUUGGACCGAUCGGGUUAGGUAUGGAGUACCGCACGGCGCAGGUCCUUGUGACGAGCCUCAGUCUACAGCAGGUACACCAUCAGGAACCACGGAACAUCUGGAUCGGGUUGCGCAGUGCUGAUCUGAUACAUCUCGGCGCCAAGUACGGGGCAUGCAUGCGCCGAGACACCAAGAUCCUGGACGUGGUAUCGCGAACUCGCAAACACGAACGAGAAACGGCCUGUUGCAUCCGUAACGACGAUUCGGGCUGUGUGCAGAGCUCUCAGGCCGAUUGCUCUAUCCGUGGCUGGCCAUCGAAGACGAUCGCCACGUGGAAAAAGUGGUCCCCGGGUGAGUCCGGUCCUGGUGGCCGGAUCUCAGGCAGCGUGUGUGGCCUCGACCCAAAGUACUGUGACGCACCGGCAUCGAUCGCACCGCACGAGUGGCCGGACGACAUCACCAAGUGGCCUAUCUGCCGGAAGAACAACCAGCUGUCGCAGCGGUUCCGCUUCAAGGACCACACGGCCGAACACAUGGUGUGCGAGGUGAUCGGACAUCCGUGUUGCAUCGGUGUGUACGGCGAGUGCCGCAUCACGACCAGGGAAUACUGUGAUUUCGUUAACGGGUACUUUCACGAGGAGGCGUCCCUAUGCUCGCAGGUCUCGUGCUUGAACGACGUUUGCGGCAUGUUUCACUUCAUCGCCGUCGACUACCCGGACCAGUUUUACCGUCUCUUUACGUCGCUGCUGCUGCACGCCGGGCUCGUCCAUCUGAUCAUCAGCGUAGCCUUCCAGCAUCUGCUGCUGGCCGACCUGGAGCGGUUGAUUGGGCCGCUUCGGACCGCCAUCCUGUACAUUGGGUCGGGGAUCGCGGGCAAUCUGACGAGUGCCAUAUUCGUGCCAUACAAGGCGGAGGUUGGACCACUGCCGUCGAUCGCGGGCGUGCUUGCGUCGCUGAUGCUGCAACUCGUGCUGUGCCAUUGGAAGAGCUUGAAAAAACCACACAUAGCCAUGAUCAAACUGCUCGUGCUUGGCUGCACGCUGUUCGGGCUGGGGACACUACCACUGCAGCAGAACUUCACCGGACUGGUCGCAGGUCUGCUGACCGGGGCAACGCUCACGUUAGCGUUCGUACCGUUCGUUAACGUUACGAAGCAUAGCCGCAAGAGCAAGGUCAACCUCAUCUGGACGUGCGUGACGCUGCAGCUCGUCCUGUACGCCGUGAUGUUCAUCAUUUUCUACGCCUUCCCAGCGCUGUUCGAGUCGCUCAACUUCAUCGACGGCAAUCAGCUGAUGGAUCCGAACGCGGGCCACGGUUAUCACGACCACUACAGCCUGUACGAUGGGUACAACAACUACAACCCGCUCGGGGGUGCUGGCCAUGCGUCCGGUGGGGCACAUGGCCACAACCACGGGGUCAGCAAUACGGGUGGCACAGGCAAUACCGGAGGGACCGGUGGUGGAAAUCACAUCAUCAGCACGUACAACAACAACUACAAAUCUUCCGGCGGUGGUGGCAACGUGAUGCACAACCACCACGAUUACAGCUCGGGUGGUGGUGGAGGAGGUGGAGGAGGUGGAACGGGCGGGAACGUCAUGCCCGGAGGCACGAACCGGAACCCGGCUUUCGGCAGGAGCUCGGGCGGAAACAACCUGCUGAAGACGAUCAGCCUGUGCGAUAAGGGUCAGUGCGUGUUGCGACAACCCCGGCAGGUGGACACGAAUGCAUGACGUCGAUGUUUUCUGCU